Messenger RNA from Microbotryum saponariae, 1529 nucleotides. Lineage: Eukaryota; Fungi; Basidiomycota; Microbotryomycetes; Microbotryales; Microbotryaceae. The record is from the annotation of a GenBank genome assembly.
AUGUCCAAAGUCGGCAACGGAUCCUCAGACCACGUGCAACAGAACGUCAAGGGGUUCGACUAUGGCGGCUCGCUCAAGGAGUUGACCGAACCGCCCAAGUUCGACAACGUCGAGGACGAGAGGAGAUACCUCAAGGAACGACUCGCCGCGGCUUUGAGGAUCAUUGGACGAUUGGGCUUUGAUCACCAUGUCGUGCGUAUACGCCGCACGACCUAUCCUUUCCUGUUCCCCAGUGGCGGAGUCUCUCAGUUCCGGGCCCAAAACCCACGGUCGCUAAACUCCACACUUUUCGACCCCACCCCGAGCGGAUCGCGCGAGCGACUGGAGCUCGGCGUGCUCGCCGACACAGAGGCGGAGCCGCUGAGCCACCGAUUGCUUCACUUCACCGUAACUGACCUCAUUCAUGCUUUGUUAGGCUGGACACUUGACCGUUCGCGAUCCCGAGAACCCGCAUAACUUUUGGGUCAGUUACAGGCAGUAGACUUUGUUCGACUUUGAAUCUCGGUGGCGAAACUGCUCGGUGCUGACCUCCACGCGGGCUUCGAUAUAGGUCAACCCCUUCGGUCUCGCUAUGAGUGGUGCGUCGACUUGGCAUUGUGAUCUUUUUCCGAGCCUGUGCUUACCCUAUACUCCUGCUCUCCAACAGUCAUGACCGUGUCGGAUCUGAUUCUGGUCUCGGAUGAGGGCAAGGUCAUCGGAGGUGGAAAACCUGGUCGACGCGUCGUCAACGUCGCCGGUUUCCUUGUCAGUUCGGAUCGAGUUCCCAAGAAGAUGAGGUUCCAUUCGCUGACGCUCGCUCAAUUCAACGCAGAUCCACUCUGCCAUUCACCGCGCUCGACCCGACGUCGUGGCGAUCGUUCACUCUCACUCCAUGUACGGCAAAGCCUUCUCGACCCUCGGCGAGGAGUUACCCAUCACAACCCAAGACGCCUGCUCCUUUUACGGUCAUAUCUCUCUCCUAACCCAAUUCGGCGGUGUCGUCGUUUCGGGAGGUGAAGGGGACUUGAUCGCCAAGACGUUGGGGCAGAACAAGGCCAUCAUCUUGCAGAACCAUGGCAUUUUAACCGCGGGCCAAUCGAUCGAUUCGGCGCUCAACUGGUUCGUCAUGCUCGAGGCCCAGUGCCAAGUCGCACUUCUUGCAAAGGCGGCAGGCACCCCGGUUCUCAUCGAUGAAGCCCGUAAGUCAUUCCGGCGCAGCGUCGUCUUGCCGAGCGGGCAACUCCUCACGUCAUUUUGUACUUUAUCUCAGAGGCUGUCUUCACCUUCAAAGAGACCGGUUCGGAACGUUCGGGAUACUUCAUGGGUGAGUCCUUGUUCUGUGAUCCAGGUUUCUUAUGCUCGUGAAGUACUCACUGACAUUGUGCCUCUAUUUGCGCGCUCAACCCAACUUUUCUCUACCAGCUUCUCCCCUGUAAGCUGUCUCCUCCACAUGCACAGCAUCAGUCAAAGCCAAAACUGACUUCCACACUCUCUCAUCCCAUAGCUUCCAACAACUCGAUGACGAGGUCGGAGAUGCGUACAAGAAAUAG